AGCGCGCCAUCGACGCGUAAGGCUGCCCGAAAACUGAACACGCGAGCCGGGGGCUGCCACCAUGCGUACUCUUGUUGUGCUGGGCUCCUUGGCCGCCGCACGGGCCUAUAAUGGCUAUGCGGUCGGACCGGACACCUUGUCCUACCAAGCUGCCGUGUCGUACUGCGUCAGCGUCGGUGGGGAGAUUGCAUCGAUCCACAGCGACGCCGACAACGAGGCCGCGCGCGACGCGUGUGGCGACAACGUGUGCUGGAUUGGGCUCCGGGAGAGCGGGGGCGAAGCGGGCACGCAUGCGUUCGAGCAGAUAUGGCGCUGGCCGGACAACUCGACGGCCGGCGCGGACUCGUACCACAACUGGGCGCCGGGCGAGCCCGACUACAGUGAAUACUACGACGAACGGCACGCCGUGAUGAAUGAAGGGCACAACCCGCAAUACAAUCGAUGGAACUGGAGAGUGUCGACGUCGGGCCUCUGGUUUGCCAUCCACUCCGACACGUGGUCUACUUAUGUGCCCCUCUGCGGCGUGAACGCUCCCACGACGGCUCCGACGCUGUCGCCGGCGCCGACUUCGUCGCCAAAACCAACGUCUAGCUUUUCCUGCGACAACGACAAGUGCGGCGUGUCCGGGAACGACGAGUGCUGUCAUAGUUCAUGGGACGAGCCGGUCUGCUCGGGAGGCUACGUGCCGGUCGAGUUUGGGGAUCACGAUUGCCUGUUUACGUGUUGCACGGUUGCCGUCACGCACGAGGAGGUCACGGCGUCGGGUCACCAGUGGGAGGACCACGCGGUUCAUAGCGAUGACUGGGACGACGACUGGGGCGGCGGCAGCGGUGGUGGUUGGGCCUUAUUCAUUUUCCUCUAUCUCUUGGUUUUCUCUGGCGUUCCGGCCAUCAUCACCGCGAUCAUCGCCUGCAUCUGCGUGCGGUGCGGGUGCUGCAAGAGUUGCUUGCCUCCGAAGCUCAAGCAAAAAGACCUGGCCGCCACGCCGCCAACGGUGCCAAGCGGGGUCGAGCUGACCGCGCCUCCCGCGCAAGUCUACAAGGCAUCGAUCGUCGCGAGCGAGGGCGUCUAG
This is a messenger RNA of Pelagomonas calceolata, 1072 nucleotides long. The record is from the annotation of a GenBank genome assembly. Lineage: Eukaryota; Pelagophyceae; Pelagomonadales; Pelagomonadaceae.